Molecule: messenger RNA, 414 nt
Organism: Penicillium oxalicum
Lineage: Eukaryota; Fungi; Ascomycota; Eurotiomycetes; Eurotiales; Aspergillaceae
Gene: ccpA
Product: protein ccpA
Exons: 2
Coding region: 1-414 (137 amino acids)
Source: RefSeq, a predicted model, not a curated record
AUGCAGUUCUCCCAGACCCUCCUUUCCGCAGCGAUGCUGAUCCUACCCGUCUAUGCUGGUUUCCCUGUCGUCAGCAUUGAGUUCCAAUCUUAUGAAUCUUGCCCCGUUGGUCGUCCCGCGAUGGGCGUGACCAAGUCCACAGCCCAGCUCACCUCGACCCCGUUGUCAUGCGACAAAACUACCGUCAACCGUGACUGGGAUGUCAACAACUAUGCCUUCAAGGCCACAAUGAACACCAAAGAUGCCUACAAGUGCGCCGGUGUGACCGUCUGGAACAACGACGACUGCACUGGCGAGCCCGUGUACUUCCUGCCGUUUGAUGGCAAUACCGAGGUCCAGGGCCAGUGCUUGCCCGACUUCCUGGAGCCUGGAUUUGUCUCCUUCCGCACUGAGUGCUGGCUCGAUGCGCUCUAA